AGCAAAUGGCGGAUAAGCCGAGCCGUGCCCUCGUGCUCUACGGCGAUGGUUACGCCUCGCUCCUCUCCCCAACCCACGCCCACCUCCACUCCUUCGCCUCCCUCGCCUCUUGUGGUUUCCUCGCCCUGCGAACCCCUCCCCCUCCCCCUCCCCGAGUUCAAGAAUCUGAAAAUGACCGAGUGGUUAGAGAAUUGGCGCAGUUACUGGAUGUGUACGAUUUCUAUUUUCAAAAUAAACAGAAUGAUCAAACGGACACUGUUGCUAACCCAAAGGAGUCAUCUAUCCCAACAAUGUCAGAGAGAUUCAUGGGCCUGCGAGCUGCCAUUUGUACGAACAGUGAUAGCGUUAAGUCUUUUGCAUCAAAUAUCGGUUUAACUGUUCUCAAAACCGAUGACUUCCUCUCGCAAUCAGAUUCCGCCGACAUGUUACUAAGGCUUUUAGGGUUCUCAGGAUCAGAUAUUUCAGAGAAUUCUGAGUAUGAUUUAGUUUUGCUACACAUUACUAGUGAGAGCACGAAAACCCAGAAGGGAAAAAUGGUUAUCAAAACCAAUGCUGAUCGGCUCGACAAAUUGGUCGGUGGAAUUAUGGAAGCGGUUCAACCUGGAUCUAAUGUAGCUUCUCGUCUACAUUUUUCCGUCAUUUUGAGCUACGGAACUGUUUCUGAGAGUGACGAGAAGUUCUCCUUAAUUUCAAACCCUGAAACUAAUUCUGACUUAUCUCUUCUUCGCCCGCGUCAGAGUUACGCAAUGAAAGGGGGGAAACCAUUGGAGGACGUAAGGCAUCACCAUCCGAUGCUAAUUGCUCAGUGGCAAGACGGAGUCACCCGCAAGGAUACGGCCAUGACAUUUUCCUUUGAAGAAUUUACAAAAUACGGCGUAAAUCUCGCUAUCCUAGCUGACCGGUUUCUUCACGAGGUGGCUUUUAAGCUCUGGAAGGCACCAAAAUAUGGAGCAUGAAAAGUUAUCACUAACUAAGGUGCGCGCUUUUUUGAACAACAAACUAAACCCUAAUUCCCUCAAUAUAAACUAUUGGAGAUCCAGGAGCCAACUUAAAUCCUUACAAAGAGAUGAAGUUCCCUGCUACUUCUUCUCUAUUGUAACCUGGAACUCAUAACACUGCGCUUUUCAGAUCGGUGUUCCGUUUCUGCGUUACAUCGCGCUCGCUUUUCGCGUGUUUGAGAAAUGGAAACAUGUGUGACAUACCAAAUUAACUAUAUAUCUGGGUUACAUCGUGCUCGCUUUUCGCAUGUUUGAGAAAUGGAAACAUGUGUGACAUACCGAAUUAACUAUAUAUCGCAAAUAACAAGGUUUUGCUGUGAUUGUUGAUUAGAUUAAUGAAAUUUAGUUUUGGAAACAAAAA
Ananas comosus (pineapple) is the source of this 1359-nucleotide messenger RNA. RefSeq lists its product as uncharacterized. The record is from RefSeq and is a predicted model, not a curated record. NCBI's taxonomy places the organism in Eukaryota, Viridiplantae, Streptophyta, Magnoliopsida, Poales, Bromeliaceae. The transcript is spliced from 5 exons. The coding region runs from base 6 to 956 and encodes 316 amino acids.